Messenger RNA from Hyalella azteca, 649 nucleotides. Its product is annotated as blastula protease 10-like. The annotation marks the transcript as partial. The transcript is spliced from 5 exons. Lineage: Eukaryota; Metazoa; Arthropoda; Malacostraca; Amphipoda; Hyalellidae. The record is from RefSeq and is a predicted model, not a curated record.
CCGUGUACCUACGCAAGUGUGGCGUGGCCACUGAUCCCUGUAAGAACAACGGCUACUACGGACCUUCUUGCAAGUGUGAAUGCCCGCCUGGAACUUCAGGAACUUAUUGUGAAACCCUUACUCAAGGAUACCUUCAAGCCCUGGUUUCGAGCACAAGGCCCCGCACUAGAACUAUCACAACUGCAGGAACUGUCACUUCGACAGGCUAUCCGUCUCCCGUCGCAGCCAUCGACGAGUACAUACAAAUGAUAAUAGCACCGGCGUGCAAGAAAGUUCGACUGACGUUCUCAGCUUUCAAGCUGUACCAACGCUACACCGACAACACCUGCCUCCCCCAACAACUAACGAUCCGUAAAAACGUUGAUCUCACCAUUUCUUCAACGUACUGUGCUAGUGAAAUAGCCGUCAACCAAGUGUUUGAAAGCGAGGGAACCACAAUGAUUUUACACUUCAAGUCUCUCAUAACCCUCCCGUACCCAGGCUACUCUGCCACCAUCACCUUCGUGCCCCAAACAACGGCGGCUUGUACCGGCCGGAAGUAAAUGAUGGAACCGUCAAAAUCCGACUCCUCUUAUCGUGCGGAUGUUGAAUUACACCUGCACGUCCCUGGCUGUAGUGUGCACACCAAUACAGUUGACUUUUCAUGCAA